UUGAAACCGAGAAGCCAGUAAGUACAAGCUUGGAUUUCAAAUCUACCAGAAAACACAAACUUUCAGACAAAGCUUUUACCAUGUCACGUCCAAGUUCGGCUGCAAAGCGAUCUUCCUCAUUUUCUUCAAAUGGCGGUCGAAAAUCUGCAGGAAGUUUGCCCAGAUCUUCAAGUACGGAAAAGCCACCCUCUGGAAAGACAAAGAAUAUAGCACAGGGCCUUCUGAGCAAGGAAGAGGAGUACAUGCGACUCAAUGCUCAACUGGAGGAGAGAACUGCUAGUCUGAUAAAAGAAGCUGAAGAAGUAAUGCAUGACCAAGAUGAGCUUCUUGCCAGACCUACCGCAUCAGAAGUGGAAUUAUCAGAAGACCUGAAAGACCUUCUUCCCUCAAUGGACUUUUCAAAUGUAGAUAGACCUUCAUCAUCAGCCUUCAAACAGAAACCCGAGGGCAGUAGUAUAACUACAACACAGACAAGGCCUGUGAGCAGUACAGCUGGCAAACAAGGAAGUAGACCUACCUCAAGAACAAAGAAAAGAAAGCCAAAAUCUAAAAUAUCAUCAGCACCUGGAAGUGUAACUCACACUCCUGUACCCUCUGAUGACCCAAUAGAUAUGCUUCAGGAUAGGAUAACUCUAGCAAACACAAUCAGCACACUGGAAGAUGAAGCCCAAGACUAUAAUUAUACAACAACUACAACUGAUGACAGUGUUUUGCCAGUUGGUGCUGAGGAGAUGGGUUCAGAAGCUACAAUCAGGUUCCUCAAGGCAAAACUGAGAGUUAUGCAAGAAGAACUUGACAGGGUAGUAGAGGAAUGUAAUAAAAAGGAUGAAAAAAAAUCAGCUAUAGAUAAAAAGGUGAAAGAAUUGACUGAGGAACAGGGCAGAUUGCAAAAAACAAAUCAGGGAUUACAGUCACAAAUUGACAAGUACAAAAAGCUUUAUGAUGACUGCAAACACAAGAAUGAUGGGCUUGAGCAACAAAUGGUGUCUUUAAGAAAGGAUCUGGACUCAAUACAGAGAGAACAAAAGCAGGCAGCUUCAAAUAAAAAUGUCACCGAAGUAAGAUUGAAUCGUGCCCUCGAAGAAGCAGAGAAGUACAGGACUGCUCUACAAAAAGCCAAGAGUCAGUCAAAGGACUCUGGUGAGCAGGAUAGGAAACGCAUCGACCAACUGUUGGCGGAAAACAAACGCCUUGAGAAACAGAAGAACGAAUUGAUGGCUGGCUUCAAGAAACAAAUGAAGCUUAUUGAUGUUCUAAAACGACAAAAGAUGCACAUAGAUGCGGCCAAACUUCUUCAGUUCUCAGAGGAAGAGUUCGUUAAAGCAUUGGACUGGGGAAACUAGAACAAGAAGAAUUGGUCAAGAGGAACAGACAUAGAGAAAAAACAAGAAUGCUUUUUGGCUCGAGAAAAUUACCGUCGGAAGCCAUGGACAGUUUCGCUUAAGACUUGUUUUACGAUGUGUUCUUCAGUUCAAAACCUAACUUAUUUUCAAACAUGCAUUGUACAUAAUAAACGUAUCAGAAAUG
Stylophora pistillata is the source of this 1527-nucleotide messenger RNA. Its product is annotated as testis-expressed protein 9. The record is from RefSeq and is a predicted model, not a curated record. Lineage: Eukaryota; Metazoa; Cnidaria; Anthozoa; Scleractinia; Pocilloporidae.